Molecule: messenger RNA, 999 nt
Organism: Micropterus dolomieu (smallmouth bass)
Lineage: Eukaryota; Metazoa; Chordata; Actinopteri; Centrarchiformes; Centrarchidae
Gene: dnah9
Product: dynein, axonemal, heavy chain 9
Exons: 3
Coding region: 32-883 (283 amino acids)
Biological process (GO): microtubule-based movement
Cellular component (GO): dynein complex
Molecular function (GO): minus-end-directed microtubule motor activity; dynein intermediate chain binding; dynein light intermediate chain binding
Source: RefSeq, a predicted model, not a curated record
CUGGCCCGGGACAGCAGAGCGCCCUGCUGACAUGGAGGAGUCACCCCCAGAGGACAGGAGACUGGACUUCAUAGCGGACUAUGUGCUGAGGACCCUGAGGCUGAAACAGGACAAAUGGCAGAAGUGCGUGUCCAGCGAGGACAAUCGGCAGGUGCUGCAGGAGUUCCUGGACAAAGCCGAGCAGAGGACUCUGGUGGUGUCAGUGACCGCGGCCGGACUGCUGCAGCCCGCCGCCGCCUUCACUGCCGCUUCCAAAAACAAGGCGGUGUACUUUGUGAAACGACACAAAGCGGCGCUGAGUCCAGGCUCCAUGAAGGAGAACUUGGUCUACGGGGACUUGUCUUGCGCUCCACUGGAUCAGUUUUCUGCUCUAGUUGAGGAGGUUGUGGCCCCAUUGCUGUCUAACAGUAGGAACCACACUGAAUGGCCACAGGUAGUGUCUCUGGACGUCAGACACCACGUCCACUCCCUCAAGACCAAUGUGUUUGUGGUGUCGGGCCAAGUUCAAGGCAAGACUCUGCUGCCUCUCCCUGUAGACUCUGAGAGAGUCGAGCAAGCUGCUCUGGAGACAGACAAAAUGGGGGUCAUAGUGGAUAAGAGCAUCAUCCACUCCUUGGAGUCAGCGGUGAUUGAGUGGAGCCAUCAGAUCCGCGCUGUCCUGAAGAAAGACUCCUCUGAGGCUCUGCUGGAAGGCAAAAACCCCACACCCCACACAGAACUGCUCUUCUGGAAGAACAGGUCGGCACCUCUGUUAUUACAGACUGAAUAUCCACUGGCUAUGUCUGAGAAGCACUUGUUCCAGUGUUGUGACUGUGUGAAAAUAACACGUCCCUACAGGACCUCAAAGUUGAAUUGUUUUGGAAGCUUUUGCUGGUGCGACUAAUUAUUUGAAUUUCAGAACACCUGUGCUAUCAAGUGAAAAAUGUAAUUUGGAGCCCAGUGCUCGCCUUUUAUUUCUUUGUUGUGCUGACGCAGCAGAAUUAUAUCUUUUGAGGCCAG